AUGCCCUUCCCAUUCGAGUACGAGCCGUUCUACAUGCGUCCCCUCCUGAUAGUAGAAUCUAUACUACGGGCCUUCUACACAAGCAUGGUCUACUUCAUCAUUCCAAUAGCCGUGGCAAUAGCGAUCAUUUUCGUCAUCGUCUUCUUCUCUUUCGGUAUACUUGCAGCUGCAUUUGGGUGGAACACAGGUUCGGAAGAGAUGAAAGCGAGGAGAGAAAAAGCGAAGAAGGAGCGCGAGCACAAACAGAAAGAGGAAAGGUCAGGCGUAGAACUAUCUACUUCUCCUUUGCCGGUGUCUUCGAAGGAAUUAGGUGAUAUGGGGGAUCUGGAGAAACGUCUUGAGAUUGAGAUUGAGCUUCUUGGCGAGAUGGUAGUUUCCAGGAAGGAGAGAUUGGCGGCGUUGAAGAAAAGGGAGUCGGGGGGUUAUGCUUCUGAUUUGGUGGUUUUGGAGAAAUAG
Penicillium coprophilum is the source of this 456-nucleotide messenger RNA. RefSeq lists its product as uncharacterized. NCBI's taxonomy places the organism in Eukaryota, Fungi, Ascomycota, Eurotiomycetes, Eurotiales, Aspergillaceae. Bases 1 to 456 code for a protein of 151 amino acids. The transcript has a single exon. The record is from RefSeq and is a predicted model, not a curated record.